AUGUCCCGUUGGUGCCGAGUCGAGAGGGCAUUUCGGGAGCUGAGCGAGAAGGAGUCCUGGAUCAUUGUGAAAAGCUCUGCGAAUAUCGAGCUGGUGCAUGGCGUGGAAGCCUCGGUUGGCGGGGGGCCACCUGGGGAAGGGCAGUUUACCAGGGCGCAGGACCGUGACAAACUGGCUCCAGUCCUUGCUCAAGCUUUGCGGCGGAAGCUCUAUUUCCUUCUGCGGGAUCAAGACUUUGUGAGCUACCGUGUGCUGCUGAACUUGCAGGCCGUGUACCUCAAAGGCCUUCGGGCUGAGCCAUGCUUCGAGCCAGUCCCCGACUUGGGGCCGGAGGGAAUCGGUAACCUGGAGCCGAACACUGCCAUGAAGUUCCUGUAUCAACAUGGCUUUGCAAGAGUACGUGAGAGGGACCGUGCCGGAUGGUCACCCUUGCACUAUGCAGCUCUUCGGGGCGAUUCAUCCGUGAUCAAGGCUUUACUCAUGGAGCGGGCGGAUCCGAAUUCGACGACGAAGGGCGACCAGCCGCGAGUAGGCAUGCCGCCUUGGACGUCAGCAGUGGCCAUUUGUUUGUUCUAUCACCACAACGAUGCAGCGCGACUGCUGAUCUCAGCAAAGGCGAAUGUGAAUCACACUGGAGACUAUGUGCGGCCAGCCAUGACCUGUGCGGCAGAUGCGAACAAUCCCGAAGGCAUACGUAUUCUUUGUGAAGCUGGUUGCAGACCGGACGUGCGCAACCUUUUCGGCAUCUCUGCAUUUGAGUCGGCCAGUGCUUGCGGCUCGCUAGCAGCCAUCGAAGAGCUUGUCGGCCGGGGUUACAAGAUGGAUGCUUCAGAUGCCCUGUAUUGUGCCAUGUUGCAUCGUGGUGGGAGUGCAGAGCUCGUUGAGCGCUUGGUGGCCUUGAGGGCCGAUGUGAAUCGAUCACGCAGUGUCUGGAAGCAUUCAACAGCUUUCGGAGUCUUGGCACUCCUGAAGUCUUUUCAGCACCGAUAUAGCAAGGUCAGUGCAGCCACAAGAACUCUACACCAUGCUCCCAAAGCGACGCCGCUCAUGCUGGCCAUUAAUUCAUCUCAAUACGCAGGUGCUGCAGCUCUCAUCGCAGCCGGCGCAAAGCUUGACAUGCGCAACUUACGUGGUUGGACUGCGGCUGACUUUGCAAAAGGACAAUCGGUUCCAGAUUUCUUGCUGCAGGCUUUCGAGGGAAGCCCAGAAGAGUGCGAAAGGGUUGCCGAAGUAGCGCGUGGUGACUACGUUGAAGAAGUGUUUUGA
Molecule: messenger RNA, 1266 nt
Organism: Symbiodinium necroappetens
Lineage: Eukaryota; Dinophyceae; Suessiales; Symbiodiniaceae
Source: the annotation of a GenBank genome assembly